UACAAAUACAACAUUUGCUGCAGUGAUAAGAGCUGUCUGGCAAUACAUUGCGAUAAAGCAGGAAUGCAUAAAAAUGCUUGUUGUAAAGUUGCUAUCAAUUCGUUAUUUUCGGAUAGCCAUUAUAUUUACUGUUGCUGUGCUGGUAUACAUUGUCCUUAGUUUUUGGGAAUUUAACACUGUAAAGAAAGAAUUAAAGACAAUUCUACCGGUAGGCAUGUGUUCAGUUACACGACAAUCUCCGACGAAAACCAUACAUCGCAUGCGAAUCCUGUGUAUUAUCUUGACUUCCGGUGAAUCCCAAGAUAAAAUGAACGCAGUUAAUGGGACUUGGAGUAAACGGUGCGACAAAAAGCUAUUCGUGUACUCCAGCGCAAUCGAGUCUCCGUUGUCUCCGUACACAAUUCAUCUUCCAGUCCCUGAAAGUUACGAACACCUAACUGGUAAAGUGAGGAAAACUUUAGAGUUCGUAUACCAGCAAUGUAACGACUCGUUUGAUUGGAUACUAAAGUGUGAUGACGACACUUUCAUCGUUAUGGACAAUCUACGUCAUAUGUUAGCAGGCUUGGAUCCACAAAAGCCCGCAUAUCUAGGAUUCCGUUUAAAUCCAGCAUUUGGAAAAUAUGAUGAAUAUGUGCCGCGCGGAUAUAUGAGCGGUGGAGCAGGUUACGUCAUAAAUUCUCGUGCACUCCAUGACGUAGUCAACACUGGUUUCAAGAGAGGCGCGUGCAGAGAAGAUGGCGGCGAUGAAGAUGUGGAAAUGGGCAAAUGCUUGGAUGCAGCCGGCGUACCUAUGCAUUCAACGCUGGAUUCGGAGGGAAAGGAAACUUUCCACCUUCAAAGUUUACACUAUCACCUCACACUCAAGAACGAAACUGUAUUGCAACAACCACCAAAAGACGCGCUCAACAGCGGACCUUGGGGAGAGAAGUGUUGCAGUAACUACCCAGUGUCCUUUCACUACGUCAAGCCUGUCGAGAUGUACAUGUUUGAAUAUCUCCUCUACAAUGCCAGUGUUCAUAUGAGCGACAACAGAGACUCGGGGCAUUUAUAGUAUUGACUUGUAUAUAAACGUUCAAUUGUUUUGUAAAAGUAUUAAAUAUUAAUCAGAAA
Molecule: messenger RNA, 1110 nt
Organism: Dreissena polymorpha
Lineage: Eukaryota; Metazoa; Mollusca; Bivalvia; Myida; Dreissenidae
Product: glycoprotein-N-acetylgalactosamine 3-beta-galactosyltransferase 1-like
Exons: 6
Coding region: 74-1051 (325 amino acids)
Cellular component (GO): membrane
Molecular function (GO): N-acetylgalactosaminide beta-1,3-galactosyltransferase activity
Source: RefSeq, a predicted model, not a curated record